AUACGAGACGUGGAGGUCAGACGCGAAGACAGGCUCCACGAAGGAAGACGUUCGGAACAGAGAGCGUUAGGCUCGCUGUUUAUAAAUGAGUAUAAGACUCAUUUUGUCGAAUGUUACGUUUUACUGUAGAAGCAUAAGGCUUCUCAUUGUUCAGGCGGCGAAUAUAAGGUUCGCUGGCCAUUUAGUGAGUAUAAGACUCACGAAACGAGGAACCAGUAGGAGGGUUCGGAAAUCAUAAUUUUCGUAAUCAGCUCAUAAACAUUUGGACAAACAAAAGGUUGUUUAUCUGAAUUUCGACCCAAUCAUCCUACGUUCCAGCACCACAUUACGAAGGUUCGAAAAUUAUGUUGCUGUAUCACUACGAAAGUUAAGUGCUGUAACAUUACAAAACUUAGGAAAGCUGUGCAACUUGCCCGUGAGACCCACUUUAUUUGCUGCUGACCUGUACAUUUAAGGACUAGGAAGAUGGACAAGGAAAAGGUCCCACAAAAUGCCCGAUCCCGAAGGAGGAGGAGUGUGUGCAAUAACAAGCAAAGAAAAGUAGCUUGAAUUCGAGAGGUGCGGAAGUGAACCCGCCGUGAGAAGAAGAGUGUCUCCACUAACCAGGGAAGCCUUCAUUUCGUAUUUGCAAAGGUAUGAAAAGGAAUUUAAGGAAUUAGCUAAGAAACUUAAAGAGCAAGUUAAAGUGAUUGAUGAAAAAUUAAUAAUAGGUGUUUCCAAUGAAGAGAUCAAGCUAGAACACCAUAUAUUCUUAUCAUAUGUAGAUCAGUUUUAUACUGUUAAAGAAAACGUAAGUAGCUUGUUAGAAAGAACAGGAUUCUCAGUAAAAAAUUAAGACUAUGAGGAACACCAAAAUUGCUUGAAUGAUAUGGAAGAAAUAGAAUAGUAUGUCCAUGAAAAUAAUGCAAGGUUCGAAAAGUGGCUACAAAACCCAAGCAGGAAAAUGUCAAGACCAAGCCAAUGUGAGAAGUGAUCAUUUGGUCGAGCAUGAGUAAAAGUAGUGUUGCAGAAAGUGUAACCCAAGCAAUGCAUAAUCAUCAAAUGAAAGGGAACGUGCAAUGAAAAAGGAGAAAGAUAUAUUAGAGUAUGAGAAAGAGAAGCAGUUAAUUAAAAAUGAAAGAGAUGUAGCUCACGCUAGACUUAACGUGGCAAAGAAAAUUAAAAAAGGUUCCAAAAUUAGUUCUUAUGAUCAAGAGCAAUCUAAAAUUCCAAAGGUUGAAGGGUUUAGUGAUCCUUAUGAUUCCAGGCGAUACGGCUUACGUGGCAACAGGACACAUGAUGAAGACAAAUAUCAAGGCUGGAGUGUAAAUACCUUUAAAUAUGGAGACCUACCAGAUAUGCCCAAUUCAAAUUUCAUAGCAAAAAGGGACUCAUUCGUCAAAGAUAUACGAAAAUCCAAUAUGGAUAUUAAGCCAUUUGAUGGUAACCCUCUUGACUUCAAUAGAUUUAUGAGACAAUUUCGAAGAAAGGUACUAAACUACUGCACUUCCUAUGAUGAACAGUUAAACUACUUAGAACAAUUUACCUCAGGGGAAGCAAAAGAAAGAGUACAGGAAUUUACGAGCAUGAAUCCAGAAAGGGGGUAUGAGGCAGCCUUGAAAGAACUUGAGGACUGUUAUGGGAAUAAUGACGUUGUAGCCCAGGCUUAUAUCAGGAAGGCUUUAGAUUGGCCAGUAAUUAAGGGAAAUGAUGUAAAAGCUCUUGACAAAUUUUCCCUAUUUCUCACAAGAUGUAAGUAUGAUAUAUUAAGUAUGGAUUCAGUUAAAAUUUUAGAAAACCCAGAUAACAUGAGAAAACUUGUUAUGAAAUUGCCAUACAGAAUGCAAGAAAAGGUGGCGUACAAUUAUCUGCGAGAAGGGUGAUGCCUC
This is a messenger RNA of Penaeus indicus, 1868 nucleotides long. RefSeq lists its product as uncharacterized. NCBI's taxonomy places the organism in Eukaryota, Metazoa, Arthropoda, Malacostraca, Decapoda, Penaeidae. The coding region runs from base 1059 to 1862 and encodes 267 amino acids. The record is from RefSeq and is a predicted model, not a curated record. The transcript is spliced from 2 exons.